AUGAAAGGACAGAAAGGAGAGCAGAACAAACUCCUAACAGGAGGAGACUCACUCAUGGCCUAUAAGACAGAGGAUCAGGAGACUCAAUACUGCUUUCCUGACAUCAACUCAUCAUGCGUCAAGGAACAACACUCCAAUUAUGGAUAUAAUAUCAUGUAUGUGUUCUUUUCACUGCUGUCAGCAUGGACUGUGUUUCUGAACCUGCUGGUGAUCAUCUCCAUCUCUCACUUCAAGAAGCUUCACACUCCAACCAACAUGAUUAUUCUCUCUCUGGCUGUAACUGAUAUGUUUGUUGGACUUAUUGUGAUGCCUGUGAAGGCCAUCAAGCUGAUUGAGAGGUGUUGGUACUUUGGAGAAACUUUCUGUGGACUCUUUUUAAUAGUAAUUGGGGUGAUUUUCUCAGCAUCUCUUAGUAAUUUAGUUUUAAUUGCUGUUGAUCGUUAUGUGGCUGUGUGUCACCCUUUACUGUACCCACAGAAAAUAACCAUCACUAAAAUGUUAAUGAGUAUCUGUCUGAGCUGGCUUUACUACUCUGCUUAUAACACUGCCCUAUUAAUUGAUAAUGGAUAUUUUGACAUUUCAAACAGAACAGAAGUGUGUUAUGGUGAGUGUCCAGUCAUGAUGCGUUUUAGUUGGAUCACCACUGAUCUGUUCAUGUGUUUUAUUUUUCCUUGUGUUAUAAUGAUAACUUUAUAUCUGAGGAUUUUCUAUGUAGUUCAUCAGCAAGUGAAGGUUAUAAACUCUCUGAUGAAGGGUGGUAAAUGUGUAACGGAGGGUUCAGUGAAGAGGAAAUCUGAGAGUAAAGCUGCUCUGACUUUAGGAAUCAUUGUGUCAGUUUAUCUGCUUUGCUAUAUCCCAUACUAUAUCUGUUCUCUAACUGUAAACUCUUCCACAGCUAUUAAUGUUUUGACAUGGACUGUGUAUGCUAACUCAGGACUGAAUCCUCUGGUUUAUGCUUUAUUUUACCCCUGGUUUAAAAAGACAGUUAAACACAUCUUAACUCUGAAAAUAUUACAGUCGGCAUCCUCUCUGAUCAAUAUAUUUACAGAAAAUGAAUUGUAA
Messenger RNA from Danio aesculapii, 1062 nucleotides. Its product is annotated as trace amine-associated receptor 13c-like. Gene Ontology annotation, biological process: G protein-coupled receptor signaling pathway. Gene Ontology annotation, cellular component: membrane. The transcript has a single exon. The coding region runs from base 1 to 1062 and encodes 353 amino acids. The record is from RefSeq and is a predicted model, not a curated record. Gene Ontology annotation, molecular function: trace-amine receptor activity. Lineage: Eukaryota; Metazoa; Chordata; Actinopteri; Cypriniformes; Danionidae.